CAAAUACAUAAGCAAGAAAAAUAAUUGAGAUAGGAGUAUCUGAAUUAAAGUAUAUAUUUUAUCUCACAUUAUGAUCAUGUAACAUAACAGAUUCAAAUCUUUUACGAGUGCGAACAGUGUUUGUAACGAUCGCUAACUAGCAACAGCUAAGACUGGAUGCGACGCUAUCGAGGCCCUCGAUAAUACGCGCAACAGUUAGCAGUCAUCACAAGAAUUUAUAUUUUUUUGUCUUUGUAAUCAACAAAAAUAAAAUAUCACUGUGGAAACUUAAAAGUGACCAUUUGAUUGUGCAACAAAACUUACGAUGAAGAAGCUGUAUCUGUACUUUGUAUUGGAAUUAUGCGUGCUGACCAUGUCGCAAAGAACUGCCUUGGAUACGUCGAUUCUUAAUUUCAUCUACCGUGGAUAUCGUAAUUGGUUAACGCAAUCCUACGGCACAACAAAUGAGGAUCGAAUGUCUCAACUACGGAAUAAAAAUAAUUUUCAAAAGGAAAUUCCAAUACACGUCCCUUUUCCUUGCAACGUUACAGCCGGCAGGUCUCCAAAAGUUCCCGAGUCGGUUCACCAUUUAAAACCAGGAGACAUAGAUGUCAUUGCUGCAAUGGGUGAUUCCUUGACAAUCGGCGCUGGAGUUACUUCGAUUUAUACGUUCGAAGUGAACAUUGAAAAUAGAGGCAUAGUGGGUAGUAUCGGCGGUCAAGGAACUUGGCGAGAGUACCUGACUCUCCCUAAUAUUCUUAAAGAAUUCAAUCCUAAAUUAAUAGGAUAUUCACUUGGGGACGCUAUAAGUACUGAUCCAGCUGCGCAGUUAAACGUCGCCGAAGCUGGAGCUAUGUCUAAAGAUAUGACUUUCAUGGCGACAUAUCUGGUCAAUAAAAUAAAAGAUGACCCGAGGAUAGAUAUCAACAAACAUUGGAAGUUGAUUUCGUUGAUGAUUGGAAGUAAUGAUUUUUGCAUUAAUACGUGUGCAACAUCUCCAUGGUCUAUGUUAAAUGAUCACAAAAUAGAUUUAAUUCAUACUCUUAGAAUAUUAAGAGACAAUUUACCAAGAACUUUUGUUGCUCUUAUACCACCACCUCACUUAAAGGAACUGGUUGCUGCACACCAAGGAAGAGAGCCAUUCCUGUGCUAUUUGUCAUCCAUGAUUGAAUGCUCAUGUUUGUUUGCUUUACAAUUUCGAAAUCAAAGACCGGAAUAUUAUAAAAUAAUGGAGAGGUGGCAAGAAAUUGACGAAGAAGUCGCUAAUUGUCCAGAAUUUCAUAGAAAUGACUUCACCGUAGUAAUUUUACCGACUCUGGAAGAUGCAAAAAUACCUCUUGCCGAGGAUGGAUUUACCGACCUCUCAUAUCUUAACGCUGAUUGCUUUCAUUGGAGUCAAAAACUACAUGCAUUAUAUGCGAAUACUCUGUGGAACAAUUUGUUGGAACCAGUUGGUAACAAGAGUGGCGCUUUCACUUCGCUAUUUAAAAAAUUUCUGUGUCCUGCUCCGGAAAGACCGUUCUUGAUGACGUAUAAAAAUUCACAGAACAAUGAAACUUAAGGAUGGUUAGAGAAAUUUAGAACAGUUUCUCUGGACAAUCGGUAAAUUUUUCUAGCUAGUGUAACAUGACCGAAUGUCAGAUAUUACCGAGAUUUGGAUGGGUGAUCGCCUGGGAACUCCAUGUGGCGUUGGCGAAGCGCGCCGGGCUCGCCGCGCUCCCCGGUGAGGUUCGGGCUUUGGAGCUGGCAGCUCAGCGCCUCGGGGCCGCCAAGCAGUCUGAUAGGGGAACCGGGCACGGUUGCUCCGGCGAGGAGGCGCAAUGUGAUAUGGCCACAUACCGAUCCAUCAGCGAGCGCGGGGGGCGGGGGGGCUGUUGUGUCGCUCGCACCGGUUCCCGGGCCUCUCUCGAUCACAGCCGGGACGGUCAUCGUGAAGGUUUUAGUCGGUUGGAGUCCGACACUACCACGCCGCUUUCCCCAGAAGCGGCCUGGUGUCCGUGCGAAUUUCCUCCGCGUAAAUAUAUAUGUCGGAGAUAAGAGGACACCGGUGCCUUCCCUCUGAAACCUCAGGAAAAUCCAUAAAAACAUUGUAAUUAAAAUCUACAGUUGUAAUUAAACGAUUUGCCGUCAUUCUACCCAAUUGUAUUUGUUUGAAACUUGUGACAAUGAGCUUGGGCUCAAGGCGACAAUUAGUCGCCGAACGUAGCCGCGGUCAACGGGACGAACUCUCCGUCUAACAAAGGCAUUGAGUAACCCUAUAGCUCUCCUUAAAAGAAAGAUUUGUAGCGGCACGUGGCAGUAAACAUUCCAACGGU
Bombus huntii is the source of this 2294-nucleotide messenger RNA. RefSeq names its product phospholipase B1, membrane-associated-like. The record is from RefSeq and is a predicted model, not a curated record. Gene Ontology annotation, biological process: phospholipid metabolic process. Gene Ontology annotation, molecular function: glycerophospholipase activity. The coding region runs from base 305 to 1540 and encodes 411 amino acids. NCBI's taxonomy places the organism in Eukaryota, Metazoa, Arthropoda, Insecta, Hymenoptera, Apidae. The transcript is spliced from 8 exons.